This is a messenger RNA of Paramecium pentaurelia, 1061 nucleotides long. Lineage: Eukaryota; Ciliophora; Oligohymenophorea; Peniculida; Parameciidae. The record is from the annotation of a GenBank genome assembly.
AAUGAGGGCCAUCUUUUUUAGAUUCAGUACUUAUUCAAAAUUUACAGAAAAACUAUAAAAUACAAAAUUUGCUACCAUUUACAAUUAUGAAACUCAAAUUAAACCUGCUCUAAGUAUCUAUGAAUCCAUGGGAUUUAAUGAAUAAAUGAUAUUUAGAAUUUUCAAAAACAGAGGUCUUUCUCUUGUCUAAGGGAAUAAUGUAAAUGACAUUGGAUAAUUGAAUGAGUUAUUCAAAACUAGAUUGAAUGCAGAAACUAAGUAAAUAAUUCAUAAAAUUAAUUUAGAUAAAUAAGAACUAUCCUAUUUAAAGAUCCAUAAAUAUUGAGCCAUUCUAUUGAUAAAAUGAAUAAUUAUAUUGAUCUCUUUGAAAAAUAAUUACAAAUAAGCAAAGAAGAUAUUUUAUCUAUGUUAACAGCAUAUCCUUUAUUAAUGAGAAAUUUUGAAGUAAAUUAUGAAAAAUUCAGAAAUGUAUUUAAUACAUAUGCACAUAUAAAUGAUAAAUAAUUUGGAUAGGUAUUAGUCAAUACUCCAUUCUUAUUUUCAUUUAAUCUUGAAAGAAUACCACCUAAUUUUAGAGUUAUGUAUAAUAGAGAAUAUAAAACAAAGGAAAUAUAAGAAUUAGUAAUUAUUAAUUAUGAUUUAUUAGAUUUAAAAAACUUCAGAGUUUCUAGCUCUUAAAAAUCAUGAUUUAGAUCGAUUACUUAAUCAUUAUGAUGUUUUAAUUCCAAAUAAAGAAGUCUAACAUUAAUUAUUAAUAAAUAAUCAUAAAUUAUUACUAUUAACACCAGCAUAUAUGUUAAGUCCAAAGAUUAAUUUAUUCAAAGAAAUUGGAUUAUCUAUAAAUUAAAUAGGACAGAUAUUAUAGAUAUGUCCAAAUUUAUUUUUAAAAAGUGUUUAAACUUUGAAAUUGAAAUUGAAGUUUUUUGAAAAACAUUUGAAUGUUAAAAUAAAGGAUUCUCCUUAUUUUCCAUAUAUAUUAGAGUUUGAUUAUUGGACAAUAUUACGUCCCAGGUAAAUAUUCAAUUCCUAAUAGGGUUGGUGAUUUUAAAUAAUCUUGAAAA